CUAACUUUUGUUGGUUUUCUACGCCUCUCGAGCUCUGCAACUUUUCUUUUCUCUCUUUGUAUCAACACAACACCAAAGUUCAGUCAUGUCGGACGAAGACCACGACUUCGAGUCGAAGGCCGAUGCCGGAGCUUCAAAGACAUAUCCUCAGCAGGCCGGGACCAUCCGUAAGAACGGAUACAUUGUCAUCAAAGGAAGACCCUGCAAGGUUGUGGAGGUUUCAACUUCCAAGACUGGCAAGCAUGGUCAUGCUAAGUGCCACUUUGUUGGAAUUGAUAUUUUCAACGCUAAGAAGCUUGAAGAUAUUGUGCCAUCUUCCCAUAACUGUGAUGUUCCCCAUGUCUCUCGUACUGACUACCAAUUGAUUGAUAUUUCUGAAGAUGGAUUUGUGAGUCUGUUGACUGAAAGUGGCAACACUAAGGAUGAUCUGAGACUCCCUACUGAUGAAACUUUGCUUGCCUCAAUCAAAGAAGGUUUUGCUGAGGGGAAGGACCUUGUUGUGACUGUAAUGUCUGCAAUGGGAGAAGAACAGAUCUGUGCUCUCAAGGACAUUGGCCCCAAGUAGUUUUUGUUUGGUUUGGAUACUGUUGUUGCAAUUUGAGGUGAAGAUUUUUACAAGGAUUCUUACGUCUUUGCCAAUUUUAGACCGAGAAGUAUAGUUGUAUAUCCUGUUUUAAUUUUUGAUUGGAUUUGAGAACCUGAGUUCAAGUUUCGAGCGAUGAAUACUCAACCGGCGUGGUAUUGGAUUGUGUUGUGGGCCUUUACCCAUUUACAGAACUUUGUUUUUGGUAGCAGCAGCUUUA
Molecule: messenger RNA, 803 nt
Organism: Nelumbo nucifera (sacred lotus)
Lineage: Eukaryota; Viridiplantae; Streptophyta; Magnoliopsida; Proteales; Nelumbonaceae
Product: eukaryotic translation initiation factor 5A-2
Biological process (GO): positive regulation of translational elongation; positive regulation of translational termination
Molecular function (GO): RNA binding; translation elongation factor activity; ribosome binding
Source: RefSeq, a predicted model, not a curated record